Messenger RNA from Folsomia candida, 1877 nucleotides. RefSeq lists its product as uncharacterized. The transcript has 3 exons. Bases 773 to 1600 code for a protein of 275 amino acids. Gene Ontology annotation, cellular component: membrane. The record is from RefSeq and is a predicted model, not a curated record. NCBI's taxonomy places the organism in Eukaryota, Metazoa, Arthropoda, Collembola, Entomobryomorpha, Isotomidae.
GCUCUAGUCUAGCACACUAUCCUCAGAUUUAAAUAAGUCUUGCUUGGACAAUUAAAUACUUCAAUAUUUACUAAAUGUAUCUACGCAUGUAGUAUUGAAAGAUUCAAAAAUUUUUCCUAACUUUGUUCGGAUUUAAUCUACGCUAUUUACAUACCUACAUGCAUACGUUAUAUACCGUAACAUAGCCAUCAUGAACCCCUUAAUCGUAUCAUUGGUAUUUUUAUCUGUACUUAAAGUAUUGCAUGCAUUUACUUUAUUUAUGACGCUUAUUCAUGAUUAACGUUGGCAUGUUUAAAUUUAAGUGUAACAAAUGAUGAAUCGGCUACGAUCCGUGUAUUUAUAAAAAUAUGCAUGUCAACUAUUGUUCAGAUCAAUUCCAUAAUGCCAUUUUCGUUAUGUUUAUGAAUAAGCAAAUGCAUACAUAAGGUAUGUAAAUAUUAUGUAUGACAUGCAUCCAUGCAACACGCUUGAAAGCAACCAUACACGGAGAAGUAUUUUAUGACAAGAGUAAACGUUAGUUUACUAACUUGAAUUUUUACAUACUAUUUAUAUUUUAGCAUUAAUUUAUAUACUUAAUUUAUACGUAUUUAUACCAGCCGAUUUUGAAACCGCUCCGUAGUGUCCAUCCGAACAUUUUUCAUAUGGGUUACGGCAAUUUUCAACACCUAUGUACAUAAGUAGGUUUGCAAAUAUUUAUUUACUUAGAGGGCUCUUUCUUCCUUUCAUUUAUUAAAUCCUGCCAGUGUUCUCGAAUUAAUUAAUUAUAUUUACCAUGUUGCAAGUACGGAAAUCAACACUGUCAUUGCUAUUCAUAUUACUGACCAUAAAAUUCAGAUCCAUACCUGCCCUUGAACCUGCCCUUAAUCAAGUGCAGCAACUCGAUCCAAUUUCCCAUAAGCCAUCAUGGUUCCCCCAUAAUAUCGACAAUUACGUUUUAUUCGAUAAGAACAUGGUGGCAUGCAUCAUGCUACAUUCCGCUAUUCAAAUCUCGUUUCCGGUCAAAAACGAAAAUGAUCAAUUCUUCUACCUUGAAACAGUCGACCUUCCAUUGCAUGCCGUUACUAUUACGGGAAAUUGCUCCUUGGGCAGGCUUACCUUAUCUUGGGAUACGUUUACCAAUAAGACGAAUGACCUCGUAUUUUACUUCGCUGUUAAUGAAAGUCAUUACGAUUUACAAUAUGUUACUGGAAAGAUUUGGUGGUUUGAUCCUCCCCCAGAAGAAAAUGUGACGGAACUGGAAACUUAUUUCAUUUUUCAGUCGGAAAACGCCAAUCAUCACGUAGAAGCUUCAUUCAAUCACUCGUACUACUGUCGGGAAGAAGUCGUAAUUUCUGGAAAUAAUGGGUCCACCGUUAACUUGAGGCAUUUCAAGGUGGAAGCAUUUAGAAAGAGUGUUCCCUGGAAUUUAGUAUUUGGACCGGCUGUAAAAUGUUCCGUCCUAUCUUUCCAACUGAUCACUGGCAUUGUUCUUGUCGCCAUCGGGGGAAAUAUUCUUCUCGUCUAUUUCAUCGUGGGAGUUGGGGCUUGUGCGCAUGUCUGCUGCUUCAGGGGAAGGAAAAAAUCAAUUCAACAAUGCGUACCGAGUCCAAGUAAAGAGUAGUAAAUUUUAUGGGAAUAUUGAAAAUUAAGAUGACGGUAGAAUUUCUCUGCUUGAUAAUUUUAGCAUUAAAUAAAUACAAAAAUUUCAUGUUAGGUAAUAAGUAUUUGUUUAAGUAAAGAUAAGAAUAAUUUUGUCAAUUAAUAUACUUAAUUUUGGUUAAGCGGAUAUGUAUGUUAGUAUUAAAUAAAUAAUACAAUAAAUAGUUGUUAAAUCUGAUAAACUUUGCACACUUUAAGACUACAAACAAAAAUAAAAGUCCAAUAAUUCAUGUCCUGUC